Phytophthora sojae is the source of this 945-nucleotide messenger RNA. RefSeq lists its product as hypothetical. The coding region runs from base 1 to 945 and encodes 314 amino acids. The record is from RefSeq and is a predicted model, not a curated record. NCBI's taxonomy places the organism in Eukaryota, Oomycota, Peronosporomycetes, Peronosporales, Peronosporaceae. The transcript has 2 exons.
AUGGCCGCUAUUCGCGAGAAGUCCAAGCUGCCGUCUCCGCUGUCGGCUCUGUCGGUACCAGCCCGAGGUUUAACCGCGAAGACCAAGCGCAGUCUUCUUGCGCUCUUCGUUGUGGCCGCAUACGUCGCGUGGUCGUUUGGCGCGUGGGAGUCCGUGCUUCAAAGGACCAGCGUCCGCCCUCGCCUUCGACCGGUGAUCCUGCUCGUUGGAGACUCCUUGACCGAGAAGGGCACGAUCCCCAAGACGAACGGCUGGGUCACUCUGCUGCAGAGCGACUAUAGACGCUCCGUCAACGUCGUGCCGCGCGGACUCUCGGGCUACAACACCAGAUGGUAUCUGAAGUAUGGAGUUCCAGUGAUCCAGGGCGAGAUAUCGAGUGGGGCGUACAUGCCGGCGUUGAUCACGAUUUGGCUGGGGGCCAACGACGCCGCUCUGCCCAACGGAACUGCAGUGGCGCAGCAUGUGCCCGUCGACGACUACAAGGGGAACCUCGUCAAGCUCGUUGAUACUUUCAAGGCGAUGGCACCGGACGCCAAAGUUUUGUUCAUCACCCCUCCGUUCGUCGAUGAUGAAGUCCAGCAGAAGCACGCGGACAAGUACAAGGGCGAUAUGAAGGGCAUGGUCGCCCAUUCCAACGCGAUGGCGGGGAUCUACGCGCGCGCGUGUGUGGACACAGCGAAAACCUUGGGGCUUCCCGUGCUGGACUUGCACACGUACUUCAACAACCUGACCGAGUACACGCACAAGCAUGUACUUGAGGACGGACUGCAUCUCAACCUGAAGGGCAACAAUCACAUGUACGAGCAGCUCCGCCAGAAGAUUGAGGCCGAGUUCCCCAACAUCUCGCACAAACUCGAGCGGUGGCAGAUCCCGAGCUACGAGAGGUGGGUCGACUUGGAUCCGUGGGUUCCGAAGAAGACAAACUCGACUGAAAACGCCAAUUGA